This is a messenger RNA of Patella vulgata (common limpet), 713 nucleotides long. Its product is annotated as myosin-2 essential light chain. Gene Ontology annotation, cellular component: myosin II complex. Gene Ontology annotation, molecular function: calcium ion binding. Bases 72 to 521 code for a protein of 149 amino acids. NCBI's taxonomy places the organism in Eukaryota, Metazoa, Mollusca, Gastropoda, Patellidae. The record is from RefSeq and is a predicted model, not a curated record. The transcript is spliced from 6 exons.
CUGCAGCCGGUUGCCGAGUGAAAAAUAGAAAGUAACUCAUUGAAGAUCCAGUAUUGUGCACAAAAUUUACAAUGGCGAAACUAACAGAAGAUCAAAUCGCAGAUAUUACUGAAACAUUUAAUUUAUUUGAUCAACGUGGUGAUGGGAAAAUAGCUGCGUCACAACUUGGUGAUGUUUUACGCUCAUUGGGUCAAAAUCCUACAGAAGCAGAAAUAAAAAAAUGUGGCUUUGAUAAUAAUCAAGAUGCUCGUAUUUCAUUUGAAAUGUUUUUACCCAUUCUACAAACAAUUUGUAAAAAUCGGCAAGUUCCAUCAUUUGAAGAUUUUAUAGAAGGUUUUAAAGUUUUUGAUAAAGAGCAAAAUGGUAUGAUGAGUUCGGCAGAAUUACGACAUAUUCUGACAUCACUAGGUGAUAAAUUGAAUGAUGAAGAGGUGGAUCAAUUGUUUAACAGUCUGGAAGAUGCUCAGGGCAAUAUCAAUUACGAAGAGUUAAUCAAGAUGGUAAUGCCUGAUAGAAAUUAAACACCGUGUUCCGUUAUCAUCUUGUUAUACGUCAUUUAACUUCUCGUCUUAUAUUGUAUAUAAUCUCUCUCUGGCUUUAUAUUUUAUUAUUUCAUCCACUAAUACGACUAAUAUCACCAUACAGAAUAAAUAAAACACCUGUCGUAACAUCUCAGGCUGGUCAGAAUAUAAAAUAAAACCUCUCUCAGUGCA